AAUACAAGCACCCCAUGUUAGGCUUGCCCCGCGACAGUUUUCCAGUUCAAACCCCUUGCGCACAAUGCGCGCACUUCAGAGCGAUUUUCUGUGCCUAUACGUUUCCUCGAUGCAUAACAUCAUAUCAGCGCUAUUACUUGAGCCCAGAGGCGACCGGUGCUGCCAGAGCGCAUUCCAUCACACCGGCCUGAGCCACUUAUCCACAAUCGCAGCAAUUGUGGGUGAUAUGUUGAUAUCAUACACUAGUGUAGAGUUGUUGGCGGGAAGAAAGGAGCGCGCAAGCCCUUUGUACCGGCCGCAACUCGCCGAGGCAGUGCCGGGUGCGUCUACCGUGUACAUGGUUGGGAGGACUGCGAUGAAUUUUGAUGAAGCUUCAGGAUUAAAUAAUUACAGCGCAUCAGACGGCGACGCGGAGCUAGGGUCUACGCGUUCAAUGGGUCGGGUUCUCGCCAAGCUGGUCGCCGCGAUCUAUGGACUUUAGCGUCCUAGUUGGGUUUUGGUCAAUAGAGUGGUCAAAGGUAGCGGCAGUACCAGCAGAGUGCCUGAGGCGGGCGCUGCUGGCGGGCCACUACGGGUUCCUGACUUCCUGAUUUCCCGAUCAUCGCGAUUUGCGUACUUAUCAUAAUCCUCGUGCUCCCUCCCUGAGAAGUAAUUCUCUUGCUUGCGAAUAGCAACACAAGGCAACAUAGCCUCUUUGCCUUACGUUCUAAGCUGCCUUCAGCCAAAGAAGGUCAACAUGCUUCGUCGCGCAUUUCGCUCGUCCGCCGCUCGUCCGCCCGGGCAUGCGCAGCGACCAGGCCAGUGGACGCGUCCGCUGGUGCCCUACCCCAUUCAAGCUGCCAAACCGUUGCGGGCUGUGCGAACGGGCCACCGCCACCAAGAGCAUUCUGAUGGCGUCUUUGCGCAACCCGUCGCGCCACGCGUUGCCCAGGCCUCGGAGCUCGCCGUUGCCCCGCACCCCGAGAAUGCCAUUCAGUCCACCAAGCCCGCCACGCCGAGCUCGCCCUCACCUCUGGCCUCGUGCGAGGAGGUCGCCGUUGCCGGCGUGUCCGCACUCCAACGCCUGCUGUGCGUGAUUGUGGGCGGCACGCUUAUGGCCUUGGCAUUCAGCACCUCGGCACUCACCUCGAUGAAGGAGUCCAUGGGAGGCGCCGUCGCGGUGGAGGUGCCUGAGACGGGGCUGGUGCAGCAGCCCGCCACCACCACGCGGCCACACCCCAGUGCUGUGGCCCCCGCCGUCUCUGCUGGCGCUGAGACUACUGCCACUGCCCGCUUCUCCACGACCUCCACCGAGGCCGCGCUCGGGCCCACCGCCGCCGCCACCACCAUCAUCCCCACCACCGCCACCACCACCACCACCACCACCUCUCAUCCCAAGGUCGUGCCCAAGGCCGCCAGCCAGAAGGUUGUGCGCAAGAGCUGGCGCCAUGGCGUGCGCAAGGCCGUGCGCAUCCUCCGCCGCAUGGGGGUCAUGCCCACGGACGCGGUGAAGGACCUGAUGCGCUACGACCCCGCCGCCGCCAGCGCCGUCCUGGCCGGCACCGCCGUGGCGGACAAGGUCGUGGUGCCCCACAGCGUGGGCCAGUUCCUGAAGGCCAUCAAUACCUGCAUCGCCAAGGGCCAGCUCUUCGCGUUCUGCCUCCUGUCCGAGCCGGCCUGCAGGGCACAGCAGCCCGCCAUCGACCGGGCGGUGUCGGACCUGGUGGCAAAGGGCGUGACGGUCAUUGCGGUGGUCGCGGGUGCCGACUUCGCCCAGCGCGCCUGGCUGGCUCGCAAGGAGUACUGCUCCCGGAAGCUGCCCGCCCUGGGCGCGGCGCUGGACAUGCAGGCGCAGUUUGGCAUGGACGUGGCCGUGGCGUCGCUGCUGCCUGGUGCCUACGCCCGCAAGGACUUCGUACCGCCGCGCCUGCCGUGCUUUGCGUUUGGCGGCCUGCACCAACACUCAGACGUGGCGUGGGAGGCCAACGCCCCCGUCGCGUACGUUAACACCGCCGACGUCGACACCGAGACCUGGGCGCUGGCCGCAGCGAUGCGCGUGCUGCCGCUGUCCGCGCCGGCGCCGCUUCAAGACGUGGCGUGGGUGUGCCGCGAGCAGCUGCACCAGCUGUCCUGCCUCAAGGCCAAGCUGCAGCUGGGAGGGCAGCAGGUGGAUGGCGAGAUCGCCCUGACCAGCGCUGGACCCGCCGCCGCCGCCCGCGCCGCCAUGGCCGUCGCUGAGGCGGCUGAGUCCAAGGCCGCCUCCGCCGCCUCCUCCGCCGUCAGCACCGAGCAGCCGCCGCGUGCCUACCUGCCGGCCAGCCUGUCGCACCUGGUUCCCACGUCGGUGGUUGACUUCCUCCGCCGCAACGCCCGCGCCACCGCUGCCGGCAAGCUCCUGGCUGUCAUCCGUGUGUCAGAGGACUCGUGGCAGAAGCACGAGGCCAGCAUCCGCGCUGCUCUGGGCGCUGCCUCUGCCGGCUCCGUGUGGGCUGAGCCCGUGCUCCUACCCCUGAGCCUCGGCAGCAGCUGCGGCAUUGCGCCGGUCGGCAGUAGCUCGCUGGUGCCUGCCGCGCUGCCCGCCCUGUACGUGGGUGGCGGGGGGUACCUUGCUGAGCACUGGUCGGCUGAGGCUGACCUGCUGAGCGGUCAGGCGCCGGCGGUCGGCCUGUCUGACAUGCGGCAGGCGAUCGACCUGCACGCUAUGCGCCAACGCGCAUGGCUGCGGCGGCGUGAGGUGCCCGAGUGAAACUGUUGUGAUGGGCGUGGCGGUUGAGCGUCACUAAGUAGAUGCGGCCUGCAAGUGGGCGUGUGAGUGUCAUGUACAAUAGCCUACAACCGCAGUGAUAUCUCUGGGCGGGGAUUAUGUACGCAAUCUUUGAAAGCAGGAGUGUGCAAUGGCUACCUAUUACGCAGUGUAAGCAGAGAUUCGCACUGAUGGUGCACAUGGUAGCCGCACCCAAGUUUCUCUAACUCUGGGACCAUUGACUGUUUUGCAGGAGCCAAAUAUGCUCCCAUCACUCGUGUGACUGUGUUUCACGAAACCUGUUCACUUGACAGCUUGUGACACUGCUGGAAUGAUGACUGAUUACUCUGACGCAUGGGAUGUUAUACAUAAAACCAUACUCCAUAUCGUAUGCGACCAUUUACUGGCUCUCCUCUACUGUGAUACGGUAUUGGGAAACGGGCGUAGGGCGUGCGUGUAAGCACCACCCUGGCCAAAGCGUUUCGACGCAGAGUGAGCAGAGAGCCGUCUUCCUUCCAACUGUGAUUGUUCUGUGCGUACAUAUGCUCGGCUUGGAUGGCGCGUGCGAUUGUUACCAAGGACCUUGCGUCCUGACUAAGUAUGCCAAUCCCAUCGUGUGGAGACAACGCCUUGGCAAAUGCCAUUGGUGGCCCACCGUGGGGUCAUGGGCGCCCCCGUAAUGUGGAGCCGUCCAAGACCGCGGACCGUCUCAUUUCAUUCUUUUGUAUCUAUUUUUGUUUGCUUUAAGGCUGCGAAAGGCUUGGGCUGUGAUACCGGGCAACGGUGCAAGGGAGGAGCCCGUGAGGUGCCCUUGCGCCUGAGACAGGCGCUGGCUAAUUUGUUUGACUUUCAGUGCCACUGGCAAAGAGUUUGUUCUAUGCCGUGCGUUCAUGGUUACCGUAUUUGGGUUUGGGGUUUGGAGACAAGGUUGGCAAGUAAGGGGAGGACAGUUUUCCCUGGUCGGCUGGGUGGUGUCAAAUGGGCCGAGCAGGGAGGUCCCCACGCGUGUGGGGUCAAGGACUCGGCCAGCAAACACUCGCAUGCAAAGACAGUGUGUAAUUCAAUGUUGAGAGCUCUGCUUCUCUUACGAGCAUAUGGGACAUGGGUCGGCCCGCGUUGCCUUGCAUUGCCGCACAGCCGUCCCCAGGGCACACGCCUCAUCAGCAGUCAGUGCAGAGCGCCGCACGUGACAAGCUGCCGUGGGGCCUGGUUGCGUUAGUAGCAGUGGAGCAACAGCGGCAGAGGUGCUAGCAGUUUGCAGCGGUUCUACUGCAGCAUCUGUGUGCAGCUGUAGCUGCCGGCUCACGAUGUUGCGUGCAAGGGUUGAGACGCCCGGCUGCGUCAGCGGGAUGGCCCAGCCCAAGCCCCAACCACGGAAGCACCUCAUAAUUGUUGCGACAGCUCGAUUCCGCAAGCAAGGGCAUUCCAUACGGUCUUGUGAAUCCGCGCACCGCCCUUUUUCCCCCUCCACAGUGCUCGUAUCUUCCAUCUACACUGUAGAAAUCUGCCCGAAAUCCGCCGAAGGCGGAGAAAAAAUUUUGGGUUUGGGUGCCACGCAUCUACGCAGUGUAGACGGUUUUGGCCGGUUUUGGCGCAAAAAUGGGGGAAGCGUAGACGUUUUGGGGGCCCAAACCGGGCACUGCUCCGCCUGCUGGUGGACAAGUACGCGCACCUGGUGGUGUACGUGGACGAGUUCUACACAUCGCAGGCAAGAUGAGAGCAGACGGGUUGGAAUGAGUAGACAGGUGGUCGGGUGGACAGGAUGGGGCUCGUGUACAGGUAGCUGGGUAGCCAGCAAGGUUCACACUGUACU
Molecule: messenger RNA, 4535 nt
Organism: Chlamydomonas reinhardtii
Lineage: Eukaryota; Viridiplantae; Chlorophyta; Chlorophyceae; Chlamydomonadales; Chlamydomonadaceae
Exons: 3
Coding region: 737-2725 (662 amino acids)
Source: RefSeq, a predicted model, not a curated record